AUGAGCAACAAAUACAUCCCUCCACACCUGCGCGGUGCUGCUGCAGCAGGUGGUGCAGCAGCACCAGCAGCAACAGCAGCAGCAACAACAGCAACAAGGGCCCCCGCGACCAUUGAGGGGGCAGCAGCGAUUGUGAACAGCUUGCUGCGGGCGCGUACAGCGGAGGAAGGAGGCCAGCAGCAGCAGCAGCAGCAGCAGCAGCAGCCUGACGGCGCAGCAGGGGGCCCCCAGCAAGGAGAAGCAAAAGGUGCAUGGGGUUCCUGGGGUAGGGGGGCCCCUAACCUUAGAACAACUAAACAACAUCAGCAGAGAUCAGCAGCUCUAAGAGUUGUAGAGGUUGACUCCCUCGUCCUUAUGAAGAUUAUCAAACACUGGCGGUGA
Eimeria acervulina is the source of this 381-nucleotide messenger RNA. RefSeq names its product eukaryotic translation initiation factor 3 subunit 3, putative. The record is from RefSeq and is a predicted model, not a curated record. NCBI's taxonomy places the organism in Eukaryota, Apicomplexa, Conoidasida, Eucoccidiorida, Eimeriidae. The transcript has 2 exons. Bases 1 to 381 code for a protein of 126 amino acids.